AUGCGCUCCCACGCCCCGCCCCGCCCGCACCCGCCGUCCGACCCGCCCGCGCGCAAGGUCUUCAACUGCAUCGUCGACGAGACGGCUUUUGUGGCCGGCGUCAAGAAGAGCACCCGCGAUGGCAUCCGCAAGUGGAUCAACAACGGCUCGAUGCGCCUGUUUGUGCCGCUGUACACCCUCGAGCAGGUCGAUCGCCUGAAGCGCGCCGGCGGCAAGACCAGCGCCGAUGCCACCGAGGCCCUGAUGUGGCUCGACGAUGUCACGUCGCUGCCCGAAGUCCACCAGGCCGGCCUCGUCCAGCUGCAGGGCGGCGACGAAAUGUAUACCAGGUGGGCAGACGUCGAGGCUUUCCUGCUGCCCGAGACGCUGCUCUCCAUGCCCGAAGAGGUCGAUGAGCCCAGCGACGACGACUCGCCCGACACCAAGACCCCCGAGUCGCCGCGCUCCGUCGCUUCAAACGCGCGCACCAACAAAACCAACGGCACCACCAACGGCAAGCACCACCGCGCUAAAUCCACUGUGCCCCCGGCCAUGCAGCCCUUCUUCAACCACCUCAUCUGGCGCAUUCACCACGAGCAGAACCCAAACUUCCCCGCCGAGUCCUUCAUCCUCCUCACCAACGACCCCAAGAAACAAGCCAUCGCCCAGCGCUUCAGCGUGCGCGCCAAACGCCUCGAGCAGAUGCGUGACAUCAUAGGUCGCGAGGAGCGUGACUACAAGAACCGGCAGGCCUUCCUCAAGCGCGAGGAGAAGGAGGAGAAGACACUCAAGGUCGAAGCGGAGGAAAAGGACGCCUCCGAUGACGAGGAGGAAGACGAGGUCGUCUUCAAGUCGCGCGGCUCCUCCGUCUCGCGCCCCAAGUCCGGCCAGCAGCAAGUCCUGGACCCGGACGACUUUGGCCGCUCGCGCGCCGUUGCGCCGCCCGUCGCUCCCGCAGCGCCUGCUGCCCCGCGCGGUGGUCGCGGCGGUGGUCGUGGCGGCUUCAGAGGCGGCCGUGGUGCCGCGUCUGCUGCUGCUCCCAGCACGCCCCGUGGCGGCGGAGGAGGUGGCAGAGGCGAAGGCACCCCGCGCCCCGCGGAGCCGCCCUCCGGCCCCAUCGAUCCCGACUCGUUCACGCGUCCGGCGCCAGCGGUGCGCACACUCCGUGGCGGACGCCGCAAACUGUGGGAGCCGGCGUAG
Molecule: messenger RNA, 1179 nt
Organism: Aplosporella prunicola CBS 121167
Lineage: Eukaryota; Fungi; Ascomycota; Dothideomycetes; Botryosphaeriales; Aplosporellaceae
Exons: 2
Coding region: 1-1179 (392 amino acids)
Source: RefSeq, a predicted model, not a curated record